CUUGGUACAUCUAAAGGUCGAAACUCGAAAAGAAAAGUGGCAAAUCUUCCUACUCAGAAGACUACAUCUGAAUCGAAUAAGCCAGACAUCAUCUAUAACAGCUUAUCGACGUAUCUACUACCGAUCGUGAUCAACAACAAACCUGAGCUGGGCCGACCACAAUUAGAGCCAGCAACCACUAAGAGGUACUCGGCUACGGGAGUUGAAGUCGUGCUGAUGGGCCAUUUCACCGCCCGAGUACGUUACGCUGGAAGGCUUUUCCUGUUGCCCCUGACAGUGUCGAAUCGAACGGACACCCGUAAUUUGAUGGGCAGGAGAUGGUUCCCGAUUCUUCACUUGGAUUGGAACCGAAUCUUUCAUUGCAUCCCGACUGCUCAUUUCAUGAAGAAACAAACCGAAAAUGAACGUCAGCUAGCCCUGGAAACGACUAAAAGAACCUGCCCUUUUUACGUUCACGUUAAAGUCGAAGGCGUAAAUCUGCGAAUGUUGCUGGACACGGGAGCCACGCAGUCGAAAAUCACUGUUUCCCAGUGGCAAUUGAUAGGCAAGCCCCGACUCCAACCGACCAGUAUUAUCAUUCACGAUACCGCCAACAACGUUAUGCCGCUCGUUGGUCGAUGCAUAAUCAAUGCCGAAUAUAAUGGCCAACGUGGACUUCUUCCGCUUUUGGUUUCGGGCGGAGCCAACGGAUAUGCAGUUAUAGGAACGGAUUGGUUUAAAACAAUUCGAUUUGACUUUAAUAACAUUUUCGAAACCAUGACCUUCCAACAAGCACCUAAAUCAUCAGCUGGUCAAACGUUUGAACCACAAAAGUGUCAGAUGCUUUCGUCGCCCUGCGCUCAAUAUCCACCGGAGUCCGAUCAAAGUCCUAACGCUGACGCUGAGACUAAAGGAAGAAUAGAAAUGGAGAAGGUGACUUUACUUGAUUAAAUUUCGUUCUGUUUCGUACUGAUAAAGUGAGGAAAACUGCUCAAUUCAACAUUGACCAGUUCUAAAUGAUAAUACAAAAAAUUCGAUAAAA
This is a messenger RNA of Daphnia magna, 1021 nucleotides long. RefSeq lists its product as uncharacterized. Bases 217 to 930 code for a protein of 237 amino acids. The record is from RefSeq and is a predicted model, not a curated record. The transcript is spliced from 3 exons. Lineage: Eukaryota; Metazoa; Arthropoda; Branchiopoda; Diplostraca; Daphniidae.